AUGUUAGAAGUUGUUUGUCUUCUUCUUUGGCAAGGUUUAGCAUUUCGUGGUCAUGAUGAGACUCGUGAUUCUUUACAAAGGGGGAACUUUAUUGAGAUAGUGAAAUGGUAUGCUAGGAAGGAUGAAAAGGUGAGAAAUGUCAUUGGUGAUAAUGCUCCUAGAAAUAACCAAAUGACAUCUCCUAAAAUUCAAAAAGAAUUAGUUAGUUCUUGUGCCUCACAAGUAACAUUAGCUAUGCUCACCGAACUUGGAGAUAGGAAAUUCUCCGUACUAGUGGACGAGGCUCGUGAUUGUUCGGUAAAGGAACAAAUGGCAGUGAUGUUAAGGUUUGUGAAUGAGAAGGGUGAGAUAAUCGAAAGAUUUCUUGCAAUUGAGCAUGUUAGUGAUACUUCUUCAAGAUCUUUAAAAGCAGUUUUGGACAUGUUAUUUGCUCGCCAUAAUUUAUCUCUUUCUAGAUUGCGAGGACAAGCAUAUGAUGGAGCAUCCAACAUGAGGGGAGAGUUUAAUGGGUUGAAAGCACUUAUUCAACGGAAAAAUCCUUUUGCUUUCUAUGUCCAUUGUUUUGCCCAUCAACUGCAGUUGGUGGUUGUUGCUAUUGCAAAACAUAUUCCAGUUGUUGCUGAAUUUUUUACUAACAUCAGUAUGAUUGUUAAUAUUGUUGGAAAAGGGCUUAAUCAACCGACUAAUCUUGCAAGACCGGGUGAUACUCGUUGGGGUUCACAUCAUGUCACUUUAGUCCGUUUGUUGUCUAUGUGGGGUUCAGCCUUAUAUAUGCUUGAAAGAGUUUAUGAAGACGCAAUUGAAAGAGAGCCGAGGGGGAAAGCAAGACGGUCUGCCCGUGCGAGGCACUUGGUAACUUGUUAUCAUCAUCAUCAUAAUGAGGGUUUUCUUCCUGUGAUUGAUUUGCUUACUGUACAUCUCUUGUCUUUUGAUCCGAGAGACUUUUUUUCUAGAUUUGAUCAACACAGUUUGAUUUGCCUUGCUGAACUCUAUUCUGAUGAUUUCUCUGCUACUGACUUGUACUUCUUGAGAGAGGAGCUAGAGACAUACAUUUGUGAAGUAAGAAAUAAUUCUGAUUUUACUAGUUGUGAAGAUCUUGCUAUCCUUGCAAUUAAGAUGGUUCAAACUAGUAGACAUUCUACGUUUCCAUUGGUUUAUCAUUUGAUUGAGAUGGCUUUAAUUUUACCGGUGGCUACAACAUCUGUUGAGAGAGCUUUUUCUGCAAUGAAGCACGUCAAGUCAGAUGUACGGAACAGCAUGGCAGAUGAGUGGUUGAAUGAUUUGAUGAUAUGCUUCGUUGAGAGAGAUAUAUUUGAUUCCAUCGACAAUGAAGACAUUUUACAACAUUUUUAA
Molecule: messenger RNA, 1353 nt
Organism: Mercurialis annua (annual mercury)
Lineage: Eukaryota; Viridiplantae; Streptophyta; Magnoliopsida; Malpighiales; Euphorbiaceae
Exons: 4
Coding region: 1-1353 (450 amino acids)
Molecular function (GO): protein dimerization activity
Source: RefSeq, a predicted model, not a curated record